Messenger RNA from Chrysemys picta bellii (western painted turtle), 8934 nucleotides. It is a transcript of the gene ADCY7, whose product is annotated as adenylate cyclase 7. Gene Ontology annotation, cellular component: plasma membrane. Gene Ontology annotation, molecular function: adenylate cyclase activity. NCBI's taxonomy places the organism in Eukaryota, Metazoa, Chordata, Testudines, Emydidae. Gene Ontology annotation, biological process: adenylate cyclase-activating G protein-coupled receptor signaling pathway; cAMP biosynthetic process; adenylate cyclase-inhibiting G protein-coupled receptor signaling pathway. The record is from RefSeq and is a predicted model, not a curated record.
UUGGAAGAGAGAGAAAUCUCUACCCAUAAACCAACUUCUAACCCAGACUGUUGGGACGGCACGUCCCUUGCGGGCAGGCCAUUUGUGAAUGUCAGGCUUCUGGCGCUCUUGUGACUUGCACUUGCUGAAGCAUCUGGUGCUGGCCCGGGGCACUGGACAGGCUGGCUCUGGGAUCUGACCCAGGGUACUGCCGAGUCCAGGUUGCCAGGAGCAAUGCCUCGAAAGAGGCCGCUCCAGGGUCUUCAGUCUCUCCCCUCAGCAGCUCCCAGCCAGCUCCUGGGGCUUUUGCCGUUCCCCGCACCCCUGCCUGCGCCACCUGUUCCUCUCUCUCCUCCAGCCCCCCGGGCAGGUUCCCGGGGUCCUGCGCCCCCUUCGCCCACCCAGGGACUCCUGCUGCUCUUCGCACGGCACCGGGCGCCCGCCUCCCCCGUGCCCCGCUCCGGCCCGCCCCCGGGAGCAACGAGCCCCCGCGUCCAGCCCGGGGCCGCCCCCGGGAGCAACGAGCCCCCUCGCCCAGCCCGGCCCAGGGCCGCCCCGCGCCGCGCUCACCUGGGUGGAGGCGGCGCCGCUAGGGGGCAGGGAGCUCGCGGCGCUUUUCCGCCCUGGGGAGCCGCGGCUCACCCAGGAGACUCCCCGGAGCGAGACGGGAGGCGCGACCCGCCGCAGCAGAGUUUAUCCCAUGAAACAGCACUCGAAGGGAAUUGCUGACAGCUUGUGGAACGGAGUUAAAGUCAUUGUAGCAAAAUAAAACCUCGACAGCAGCAGCACAAGUAUCAAUCAAUCUAGAAAAAACUUGCAUGGAGCUGUUGAAGAGUAGGAUGUGGCUCUGCAGAGGAGGGCUCUUCCCUUUCAUUUAUACUGAGAUCUGAACUUUAUGCUCAUGAGGAGAAGCGCAAGUGCAGAAUGUGAGUCACUCAGUGUGGUCAAGCAAGUCAGAACCAAGGGCUACCUUAGAAGACAGAAGUGCUCUUCAAAGAAGGAUAGAUCUAUCUUUGCUUUGUUGUCAUCACUGGGAACUGAGAGAGAAGUCAAAGCCAAACUGGAAUAAAAUGCCAGCUAAGGGAAAAUACUUCUUUAAUGAAAAUGAAGACUGCAAGAUAACAGAUCCACUUUAUGAGAAGUAUCGCUACACGAGCCAGCAGCACCCGCUUCUUCUCCUGCUGCUCUUCAUUGCAAUUACUUUCUGUAUUACGCUAAUUAUACUAUUCUUUGUCAUGCAUACGGAAUCACGUCCUCAUCUUGCUUUCAUUAUUACAGUAUGUACUGCUCUUGUAAUAUUUGCAGUCAUGUACUUGCUUGUGUGCAUUGAAUCCUUAUUUCGGAGAUGGCUGAAAUUAUUUGGGAUUUUGAUUUGGAUCUGCUUCCUGACCAUAGGAUAUGUGUCAGUUUUUGGAAUGGCAGAUACCCCUUCAUUCUAUGCAUGGGAACAGGUGCCAUUCUUCCUGUUCAUAAUCUUCACAGUUUAUACCAUGUUACCCUUUGGGAUGAGAGAUGCUGUCAUCAUCAGCAUCCUUUCUGCAGUGUCCCAUAUUGUAGCCCUAAGCAUUGCAGUGACACUAUAUUCUGAACCAGGCCAAAAACUCACUACGUUUCAGUUACUUGCCAAUGCUGUAAUUUUUCUUUGUGGUAACCUGAUGGGUGCAUUUCACAAGCAUCGGAUGCAAGAUGCUUCAUGGGAUUUGUACAGAUACACUUUAAAGUGCAUUCAAGUCCGAAUGAAACUGAAGAUUGAAAAGAGGCAACAAGAAAACUUGCUUUUAUCUAUACUGCCAGCUCAUAUCUCAAUGGGAAUGAAACUAGCCAUCAUAGAGCGACUGAAGGAAACCAAUGACGAUAGGCAAAUGCAUGAUAACAACUUCCAUAGUCUGUAUGUGAAAAGGCACCAGAAUGUUAGCAUCCUGUAUGCAGACAUUGUAGGAUUCACUCGUCUGGCUAGCGACUGCUCUCCGAAGGAGCUGGUAGUGAUGCUGAAUGAGCUCUUUGGGAAGUUUGAUCAAAUUGCAAAGGAAAAUGAAUGCAUGAGAAUAAAAAUUUUGGGAGACUGUUAUUACUGUGUCUCAGGCCUACCUGUGUCUUUACCGGUUCAUGCCCAGAACUGUGUGAAAAUGGGACUCGACAUGUGUGAAGCUAUAAAACAAGUAAAAGAAGCCACUGGAGUGGACAUCAGUAUGAGAGUUGGUAUCCAUUCUGGGAAUGUGCUUUGUGGCGUGAUUGGACUUCGGAAAUGGCAGUAUGAUGUGUGGUCUCAUGAUGUUUCCUUAGCUAAUCGUAUGGAAUCCUCAGGAAUACCUGGUCGUGUACACAUCACUGAAGCAACGCUAAAUCACCUAGGCAAAGCUUACGAAGUGGAAGAAGGGAAUGGACACCUGAGAGACCCAUACCUUGAAGCAAUGAACAUCAAAACCUACUUGGUGAUUGACCCAAGGUCUAAACAGCGUACGUUGAAUAAUCAUCUCCCUAAAACACGAGUGAACGAUGGGCUGAAGAUGCGAGCCUCUGUCCGUAUGACACGUUAUUUGGAGUCCUGGGGAGCAGCCAGGCCCUUUGCCCACCUGAACCACAGAGAAAGUGUCAGCAGUGAAUCUUCAGCUCCAAGUGGGAGACAAAGAAAGGAGAUACCUUUGAAUUCUACAGGUCGUCAAAAGACUUCAGAUAGAAAUACAUCCCAGAAGGGAAGGAUGGAAGAAGAUACUUAUGAUGAAAUGAUGUCGACCAUUGAGGGUCUCAGUUCGACUAAACCAGGGUGUAGUAACUCAGAUGACUUCUGUGGAUGCUCACUGUUUUUUGUAGAAUCAGGAUUGGAAAAAGAGUAUCGCACCAUCCCCAUCCCCAGACUGAGGAGUUACUUUGCCUGUGCCAGUAUUGUGUUGCUCUGUAUAUUUGUGAUACAGAUGUUUGUCAUGCCAAAAACCGCAAAACUAGGACUUUCAUUUGGAAUUGUAGCAGUCAUAAUUGUGCUUAUUUUGUGUGUGUGUUUUGCUGAUAAAUGCCUGAAAUGCUGCUCAGAACAAUGGCCUUCUAUGCGCCAUCUUUGUGCUAUUUCGGAUAAGGUAGAAACCAUGCCUCUAGUGAGACUCCCUUUAGCAGUCAUCACUAUAGGUGCGUUGCUGAUUAUUGCCAUUUUUAAUUUGCCUGGUGAAAAAAGUAGAUCCACAAACGCUACUGGAUCAAGUGAUGAGGCUGUCACCUGUGUGCCUGUGAAUCAGGGUACUGAAAAAAGUACAGCUGUGGACUAUACUGAAUCCUGUAUUAAGGAUGUCUUGCCUUAUUAUACUUAUUGCUGCAUAUUAGGGUUUAUUGCUUGCUCUGUAUUCCUUCGGAUGAGCUUCGAACUCAAAGUUCUCCUUCUGUCCAUCGCUUUUACUGUCUACAUCUUCAUCUUUAAUCCCUCAAAGAACUUGAGUGCAGGCUACAACAACACCACCAAUACCACUCUAAGGUUUUUCAUGAAAGAUCCAAUAUCGAUGACUAACUUAUACCUGGCUCUGUUUUAUGUAACUCUGAUCCUAUUUUCAAGACAGAUUGAGUAUUACUGUCGACUGGAUUGCUUGUGGAAGAAUAAAUUUAAAAAAGAACAUGAACAAUUUGAAACCAUGGAGAACGUAAACAGGCUCUUGCUGGAAAAUGUCCUUCCAGCACAUGUUGCUGCUCAUUUCAUCGGUGACAAAUUAAAUGAGGAUUGGUACCAUCAGUCUUAUGACUGUGUCUGUGUCAUGUUUGCAUCAGUACCUGAUUUUAAGGUGUUUUAUACCGAAUGUGAUGUCAAUAAAGAGGGACUGGAGUGCUUGCGGCUGCUGAAUGAAAUCAUUGCUGAUUUUGAUGAGCUGUUGUUAAAACCUAAAUUUAGUGGUGUUGAAAAAAUCAAAACCAUUGGAAGCACUUACAUGGCAGCAGCAGGCCUUAGUGUCGCACCAGGCCAAGAGAACAACCAGGACCAGGAGAGACAGCAUGCUCAAAUUGGGAUCAUGGUGGAGUAUGGAAUUGCCUUGAUGAGUAAACUGGAUGGCAUCAACAGACAUUCCUUUAACAAUUUCCGCCUACGUGUUGGGAUAAACCAUGGGCCUGUAAUAGCAGGUGUGAUUGGUGCUCGUAAACCCCAGUAUGAUAUCUGGGGAAACACUGUCAAUGUCGCCAGCAGGAUGGAGAGUACUGGUGAACUUGGAAAAAUCCAGGUUACUGAAGAGACAAGCAAAAUAUUACAGGAACUGGGAUAUUCAUGUGAAUGUAGGGGACUCAUUAAUGUCAAAGGAAAGGGAGAACUAAGGACUUACUUUGUUGCACAGAUACAGCCAAAUCCCAAGGUAUUGGACUGAACUGAGUCUGUAACAAAGUUUGUCAAAAUGUAUUUUGAGCCACCACUUCCCUUCUGUGAAGUCUUAGAAUUUCCCUCCUUAUGUGAAGGAGAUUAUUCCAAAUGUAUGUGUACUAAUGGUUCCUCUGCAUCUCAAAGUAGGAGAGUGACUUUAAAAGAAGUCUGAAAGUGCCUAGAAGCAAUUGUUGGACUGCCUGUUUCUGGAAUAAUUUGAGGAUUUUUCUGGAAUUGUCUUGCAGCAUUUCCUAAUAUUUCCUUUCCUACAUGCAAUCUGGGAGACUAAAGGCCUUAAUAGCAUGUGCAGAUGCACUAUUGAACUAAUUUCCCAGUUAAAACAGAUAUUAGGAAAAACUUCCUGACUGUCGGGUGGCUAAGCACUGGAAUAAAUUGCCUAGGGAGGUUGUGGAAUCUCGGUCAUUGGAGGUUUUUAAGAACAGGUUAGACAAACACCUGUCAGGAAUGGUCUAGUUAUUACUUAGUCCUGCCUUGAGUGCAGGGGAUUAGACUUGAUGACCUCUUGAGGUCCCUUCCAAUCCCGUACUUAUGAUUCCACUGCCUCAUUCUUUGUUAGAUCUGCUAGCAGUGUAGCACUUGUCAGAGACCUUAAGAAAAAGUGACAGUACAUUUGGACCCUGCAUAUAUGCAUGAUCUUUAGUGCCAAGCUGUUUUCAAGACAAAAGACUGCUGUAUGCGGAGACGGGAGGAAUACACAGGCGAACUACAGUUUAUUAUAUGGUGAUUAUACUCUAGCUCCUUUUGGAAAGAGUAAUUGCGCAAUAAUUCACGUUCCCCUGUCCCUUGAUGACUUUUCUACAAACUCAUGCCUCCCCCAUACCUAUAACUUACAUUAUGUAAAGCCUUUCUUGAUCAGCAGUUGUACAGGAAAUGAUUUUUGUCUGAAGUUGGUUCAAAAUACCUCUAUUAUGGAUACAACCCAUCUUGCUCUCUUUACCCUAUACCAAGGGACAAACCAUAUUUCAUUUCUUAGAUGAGAUGAAAACAACUGUUUUAGUACGUAUUGGAAGUAAGCCACUUUAGACCUUCAGAAUUAGUCUUUUGACUUUGAAGAAAUCCAGACUAUUUCCAGAGAGUGAAAGCCCAUUUAGGGAUGUGCAUGUUGUAGUGAGACAGUAAAUGUUAGCACCACAGAAAUGUGAGUAUUGCAUUCACUGCAAUCAUGCCCUUUGACUGUAUGUAUUUAUACUGUGUUUUGUGAGGUUCUCUUGUUUGGUUUCCAUUGCCUGGAUGAGGCCAGCCAGUCCCUCAAACUGCUGAUUUGUUUCUGAGGUAUACAGAAUUGCUAUCCCAACUUUUUUCUCGUCAUUAACAAAAUUUGCAUUUAACAUGUUAGUCAGGAUUGGUGCUUAUGAAGGUGAAGUAUAAACUGCAUUGGCCAGUCAGGCAGGAUACCAGCAGCUGAUGUGCAAACUUCCCUUACCAGAUCUUUCAAUGCACCUUAAUUCUGACCUGCCAGCUAUCUCCUGCUCAGACUUUCUCUUGACAAGAAACAGCCACUCAAAUUGUGUCGGUUUCAGAGCGGUAGCAGUGUUAGUCUAUAUCAGCAAAAAGAACGAGGAGUACUUGUGGCACCUUAAAGACUAACAAAUUUAUUUGGGCAUAAGCUUUCAUGGGCUAAGACCCACUUCAUCGGAUGCAUGCAAUGGAAAAUACAUAUACACAGAGAACAUGAAAAAAUGGUAUUGCUAUACCAACUCUAACGAGACUAAUCAAUGAAGGUGGGCUAUUAUCAGCAGGAGAAAAAAAAAUAACUUUUGUAGUGAUAAUCAGGAUGGCCCAAUGUGUAGUGUUUUUGUGAUAAAGGCAAAUACAAGACCAACUGUAUUUAUUUUUCCAAUUUGUGACCUGAGGCAAACUUGAACCUAGGUGGCACUUACCCCUUUGACAACCUUUCCAAACUAAUCACCUACGCCUCUGUUCUCAGAGCUGUGCAUGUUUCUAAACAUUUGACAUGUCUGAUAUCUUCAGAAGUUUCAGUGUUCUCAAUGCAUAUUUUUUCCUGUUAUGUUCUCUGUGGAAUUAAUGCCCUCAACAUGUUUUUCUUUUGACCAUUUUGCACUAGCAUUCUUUAAAGGGUUGGGACAGCUCUGGAAAUAAUAGCUAAUCAAACUGAGCUCCAUAUUGCAUAGGUUCCAAAAAACUUGAGGCAAAUGUGACUUGGGGCCACUAUUUCUCUGUAGAGUAAGGAUACAGCUGAUCUUCAGCAUUUUACCGCUCGUGAGGUGUGUAUCUCACAAGGAAAGUACAGAUAUAGAUGUACAUUAAUUUUUAAGAAAUAUACAAGUAUUCAGCUUUAGGCUAACUAGCUAUUUGCCAGAAAUGGCACCCCCUCUUUAAUUAGCUCUUCAGAACCAGAGCGCACAACAUUUUAGUAGUAGGACCAACAUGAAUAAGGAGUACAUCUUUAUUGAAAUUCUUGGCAAAAAAUUUUUUUUGAACUAGGUAGAAUCUGAUAUACUUUAUUAUAGCUAUUUUACGAUAGGUCAAAUAAAAAUGUUUUUUCUUUAAUCUGAGUUAGUGCAAUGAGCCAAGGGACAAACUUUCAAAACAGGAUAGCCAAUAUGAUGUUCACUCAACUUGUAUUUUGUGCCUCUAAUUACUCUGUAUCUGUGCAUAUGUUUUGUAUGCUCAAUUUAGGUAACUGUUUUAUACAUAGCACAACCCUGAAUUUUAUCUGAUUGUCCUAUGCGAUUCACAUGUCGCUGGCUGGGUUUGUUUAAAGCCUUGCUCCUUUUAAAAGACAACACAGGUUAUAAAACUAAAGGAUUUUAUUAUUUAAUAUUACAGAAGGAUGUGUGAAAAAAAUCACUUUUAUAGUGGAAAUGUUUCAUCAUGGCCUGCAUAAUAGAAUCAUACUCCUGAGAGCUACUCCACUUAGUUUAUUCCAGGGUGGGUGUUAGUUAUUUAUAGUAAGUCCAAUUCUAUUUGUUUAAUGUUCACAUUUUUCCUUUAAAGUUUAUUCAGGUGAGUAUAAUUAGUUUUAGCUAUGGCUUUAAAUUUUCAACUAACAACUUUCUACUAUACAUAAUCAUGUCAAGACAUACUCCUACAAAAUUUGGGUUGUGAGGAAGAGAUCUUUCUUUCUGAGAUACUAACAGCCGGUGUUCAAUUAUAAACAUUUAUCAGGAAAGGAUUUUUUACACUCCAUUCCCUGUAUAUAUUGUGACUAGAAAGUAAAGUGGUUAAAAUAAAUCCAAGUGUUAUUUUGUUCAGUAUAAAGUGCUAUGUUCAGAUGAUGAUUUAUUACACCACCCAAAGCGGCAUUUGCUAAUAUUUCAAUUUUAGUAUGAGGGCAGAUGACUCCAAAUGGUCUCUUUAACAAUCGUUGUUGCCUGCACCACUGCUGUUUUCUAAUUACUGUGUAAUUUCUUGGAAAGUGCCUAUGUUCCAUGACAGGAACAAAUCUGAGUAAUGUCCUACUGUGGCGUAAAAACUUAGUUUUUAAAGCCUUAGUGGGGGGGGGGGGGGUCAAAACUACUUUUGCUGCAGUCUCCUACAGGAAGUAGUAUAUUAGACAACUGUAGUUUGAGGUUGGCUGUUUCCUUUCUGUCAGCAGAUUCAUAAUAUAUUAACUAGUUUAAUACUUAAACUUUGUGCUAAUAAAAAAGGUCAGUAUAAUUUAGUAUCCUUUUGUAUAUUUCUGUCAAAUAGCUUUCAGUUCCCUAUUGCUUUUACAUUGUGUAUUUGUGAUGGUAGACAUUUAACAAGCAUGUGUUUUGAGAUGUUAAUUUAUUUUGUUUUUAUAAGAGGCUUGAAUGCUUCUGAAUAGAAGGCUUCAUUCAGCGGCCUUUGAUACAGUACUUCAGUUUGACAGACCAUACUGCCUCAAGAUUUUGAAUCAUGAAGUUUGCUUAUGGAUAGAACCAGUUCUGAAAUGAUGGCACUGUCCACAAUAGUGCUAGAGAUUUAGAUGUAAUUAGGAUUGUGGAACUAAACCAUAUCUAACAACAUUCUGAACUGCUUUGUAUUGCCAUUCAAGCUAAUAACAUGCUGCUUGGGUGUAGUUUGGUCUCAAUUACGGAAGUGGUGUAAAGUAUUUUUCAGUAGCUUGUAGCUCUUGGACUAGAUGAAGUAGGAUUGUCCUUCUGUUGCCGGUUGUAUUGCUGAAUGAUCUGAAAGGGACAUUAUCAACUUAAGUCAUACUGCUCUUUGAAAUUUUGUAGAGUAUUUAACAGCACUUUGUAUCCUCAAUUCACCUUGUUAGAUGAAAGACUCACCCACAGAAACAUUGGAAAGUGAGUGUAAAGCCAUGAAUAUGGCGGGGGGGGGGGGCGAAACCUGGAGUGACUUAAUAUUUUUUAAAAUGAUUAGAUUGGGUGUGAGAAGGGUAAUUUCUUUGGCUAAAGUCUUAAAUGGAGCCUUAACAAUAUAGAAUGCUUUUACCAGAACUGUGAAACUUGCCUAUUAGGACUUUAAAAAAAAAGUCUAGAAAAUUGAGGAAUUAUUGUUUUUAAAAACUGAAAAGUCUUUAAACACAAAAUGCCAUUUUAUCUAAUUUAAAGCUGAUGGUAUACUGUAACUUUUAAUGAUGGAGUAAAUUAUCUACUGCACAGAAAGAACAAACUUUUUUUUUACUUUAAAAUAAAGACCUUUCUGAAACUUUG